Messenger RNA from Esox lucius (northern pike), 5459 nucleotides. It is a transcript of the gene magl, whose product is annotated as MAX dimerization protein MGA-like. Gene Ontology annotation, cellular component: nucleus. The record is from RefSeq and is a predicted model, not a curated record. Bases 307 to 5436 code for a protein of 1709 amino acids. Lineage: Eukaryota; Metazoa; Chordata; Actinopteri; Esociformes; Esocidae. Gene Ontology annotation, biological process: cell fate specification; regulation of transcription by RNA polymerase II; positive regulation of DNA-templated transcription. The transcript has 17 exons. Gene Ontology annotation, molecular function: RNA polymerase II cis-regulatory region sequence-specific DNA binding; DNA-binding transcription factor activity, RNA polymerase II-specific.
GGCCACGAAUUGUGCUCGAGGUGGCAGAGAUCCUUGGGAUGGACUCCCGCUUUCCCUCGCGCUGGCGUGGGAAAUCACGCGCCAUUGAAGGUUGAUGUUGUGCAUGCGCGGUGGUCGACUAUGUGCAUGGUUGAUGCUACAUUGCCUGGCUUCGGCGGCCUCCAUUUGCGAAUGUAUGUGCAUGCUCGAAGAUUAUUUUGAGGCCUUUUGUUUCGACGACAGCACGCAACAGUUGGAGUUUGCUCUGUUAUUAUUGCUCUCCAAACAGCGCAACACACCCUAUGUUGGUGAAAGGACCCCGGCAUAAUGGAGGAGCGGGUGGAGGAUUCGGCCAUUACCACCUCUGUCACCACAUCAAUCCCGUCUGACAGUGUCACCGUGGAGACGAGCCUGGCCAAUAAAAAUGGGGGCCAAGCUGUUGCCAGGACACACCAGGAUGUAAACAUAACCAGCAUAGCCGUGGCUUCAUCCGUCGAGACCAUAACCAACACUAAGGUCAACCGACCUAUGGAAUUAUCCACACACAGUGAAGCUAGCUUGGCCAUAUCUGUAUCCAUCGAUGCCAUCACAACCAAAGAAGGAAGUGGAAACAUAGCCUCACCUAUAGGUAACAAGAGGAAAUCUGAAGCUAAGCCAUCGCCAGCUGCCCCCCUGAAAAAGUGUCUCUCCGAUCUCGCCCUCCCCUCAUCACCAGUUGCCGAAGGCCCAGCCCCCAGAGACCUGCACCCCGGGGAGGAACACCUAUCGGCGGUCAGGUCGUGCAAUGGCGUUGUGGUCACUCUGGAGAACAGCAGUGUCUGGAGGGAGUUCCACCGCUGCGGGACUGAGAUGAUCCUCACCAAACAGGGACGGCGCAUGUUCCCCUACUGCCGCUACCGCCUGUCGGGUUUGGAACCAACACGCCGUUACGCCCUGGUGCUGUCAAUCACCCCUGUCGACACAUACCGCCACCGCUGGAACCUGAAGGAGUGGGAACCCAGUGGUCCCGGGGAACCACACACCCAGGCCUCCUCCAGAGUCUUCCCCCACCAGGACUCCUCAGCACUGGGGAAAGUAUGGAUGGCCAAUCUGGUUUCCUUUUAUAAACUCAAACUGACUAACCACUCCCUGGACCAAGAGGGGCUGGUGCUGCUGCACUCCAUGCACCACUACAGGCCCAGUUUACAUGUGAUCCCAGUCGCAGAUGCCGGCGGCCUUGGCUUUGACCCUAAGCUGCUCGACGUCCAGCUCCUCGGUCCUGAGGUCAUGACCUUCACAUUUCCUCAGACGGAGUUCUAUGCCGUCACGGCAUACCAGAACAGCAAGAUCACCCAGCUCAAGAUAGACUAUAACCCUUUUGCCAAGGGCUUCCGGGAGGAGAGUGGCAGCCCGCGCUUCAGCAAGCCCAAGCCAGAGCAGUCUCAGGCAGGGAAGGGAGGCACCCGCUCCCCCGGUCUGAGCUCCGCUAGGCCCGAUGCUGGUGAGAGGACUGAGCAGUCUGUGGCUGUGAAUGGCGUGGCUGAUCUAAGUAUAAAGAACCAGCCUCUCCAUUCAACUCACCCUGUGGAGGCUAAAGUCUCAGGAAAGCCAAGGAGAGCCGCGCCUGGUCUCGCCCCUACAACAGACACUGACGCCAGUCAGACUGAUGUGUCGGCCAGCGAGGAGGGCAUGGACCUUGACGACAGUGACAGUGAUCACGUCUUCCACAAACAGUAUCUCCGAGCACAGCUGGCACUCCCCUCAGGAGCCACCAAGCCUGGGGACAGACAGAGGGCUGUGGGGGAGAGACAGGGAGCUGGUAGCAAGAUGGACUGUCUACAGGCCAGCCUCACUGCUAAACCUUGGAAUGCCCCACAGUCUGCUAUGUUAAAUGCAACACGCUGUUCGAAGCCUUUGGAAACUUCCAAUGCAGAGUCUGAGAGCACAUACUCACAGAAGGUUGAGCAUGUAAAACCCGCUGUGACCUCACCCGACGUGCUUCCGGAACUUCAGGACGACAGGUCGGCCAGCUUAACCCCUAAACCGCCCAAACUACAUAAUAUUACACCCAAGCCUUCUGCGCUUACCCCCGCACCCUCACCUCUGACCCCCACCGCCUCCCCCUUUGCCGUCCCUAAGCCAUGGAAGAAGGGACGUAAGCCCGGGGGCAAUCGGUGGGGCAGCGGUGGAAAAGUCUCCAAGGGAACUAAGGCGGCUGUUACGGCAACCGGCAGCCCGGUAACUGUCGCUAUGCAACCGGAACUGGACGACGUGGAGGGUCUACUUUUUGUGUCAUUCACUUCCAAGGAAGCUCUCGGCGUCCAUGUGGAGGACGUGUCACCCAGCACCCCGUCACCUGUGACUCUGGAGCUCCCGGAGAAAACUGUAGUGGAGAGUGAUGAUGAGAAGAUAAGCCGUCUGCAGACUGUCCUUCUCCAGGACCUGAACAAACUCAAACACCGGCAGACUAUCCAUCCAGUCCUUCAGGAGGUGGGCCUGAAGUUGAGCUCUCUGGACCCAGGCCUGGCCAUCGACCUCCAGUAUCUGGGAGUGUGUCUGCCCCUCCCUCCCCCUGUGUUCUCUGGGCCGGGCAACGGUAUGUGCGCUGAUGGAAGCAGGUCCUUUGUCUCCAGGACGGGGAAGACCAGUGAUCUGACCAAGAUCAAGGGCUGGAGGGACAAGUUCACCAAGACCAAUGAGUCCUCACAGAACCACAACCCCAACCGCUCGGCCUUCUGCAGCGACAUGCUCGACCAAUACCUGGAAAGCGAGGCCCAGCGCAUCAGCGACCGGGCCGAUGCCUUCUCCCACAACCCCCUGGCCUCCGUUGCCUACCAGCUCCCUGUGACCAGCACCAGCUACGUCCGGACCCUUGACAGCGUCCUGAAGACUCGCACCCCUCCUCCCGCACCUCGCACGUUCUGUAAACCCUGCCCCCUCUCCCGCAAACCCCUCCUGUAUGCCGCUCUGAAGAUGCCCCCUCCACCCAUCAACAAACACAGUUCCCCUCCCAAGUCGGCCAAACCCACACCAGCGCAUUCCAAACAGACCCAUAUAUCACCGGCACACGGCAAAGCCAGAUCGGCGUCGGUACUACGUCCCAUAAAGAUCUCUAACAGUAACAAAACGACUGGUGCUAAAACUACAGCUGGGGGUAAAGUCACCAGCCCUACCACACAAAAGUCUUCCCCAGGUAAGGGUGCAGCGAGGAGGGACACCAGUCCAGGAGGAAGCCUCUCCGGCGGGUUGCCUGUCCACCCUAGGAACCAACUCCGACAGAACGGCCUCUCUAAGAUCCAGCUGAAAAUGAUGGAGAUGGAGGACGCCGCCUUCUACCAGGGACAUGAUAGAACUCACGUCACUAAUGAGAGGCUGCAGGCAGCGCUGGUGGCACUGCUUACUGCACAGGGUCUUCCUAAGAGCCGUGGCCCCAAGGCCAGCCCGGUGGACGGUCCAGAGUGUGGUUCUGAGUUCUGCAGGCUAGGGUGUGUGUGUUCCAGCCUGGCCCGGGUGUCAAGGGGUCCUCUCCACUGCUACCGGCCCGACUGCAUGCUAGGCUGCUCCUGCUUCAAACGCAGGAUCACCAGGCAGACCCCAGCCAAGGACCAAACUCAGACGGCAACCGUUUACGCCGUGUCAAAUGUGGACCACGAGGUCCAGCCCAGUCGAGGCGUCCACGUCUCCACCCUGUGGGACCGCGGCGCGGGGCCGGACCCCGAACCCCUCUUCAUUCCGAAAACCGCCCCCAGCACAGCCUCUCCACCUUCCCAGGUCAAGGCUCUAGCCAAGACCUCCCAACCGGGACCCAAACGCUACAAACCUCGUAUAACUCCUGAGCUACUAGAGGAGGACAAGGACCCUGUCUACAAGUACUUUGAGAGUAUGAUGACAUGCGCCCGCGUCAGAGAGUUCAACAGCAAACCCCCGCCACAGGUCCAGCCCCCCCAAGCAUGCCUCUUCAAUGAAAGUUACAGCUUUGUCAUCCCCAGCAGCGGAACGAAGAAGAUCGCUGCCAUCCUCUCGCCUCCAAAUAAAUCAGUUGUACUAGGGAAGAGUCCUCCAACCCAGGCCAAGAAGGCCAAAGGUCCUGAACCCACCAGGCCAAAGGAGGUUGUUCCGGGGAAGAGUCCUCCGACCCAGGCCAAGAAGACCAAAGGUCCUGAACCCACCAGGCAGCUGGAAAUUCAGUCAGAGUGUAACUGGGACCAGCAUCGGAAACUGGUCUUGGGGGUCCUUUGUAAACGCAUGACUCAGAACCGUCUGACGGAACCCUUCAACAUCGGCCCAUACCACGUACGCCUCCUCUCCAACACGUCCAUGCGCAAGCCUGAAGGCACCAUCAUCAUUUUCAAGGUUUGCAUCAGUAAAGUUCCAGUUAAACGUACCGAUGGUAGUGAGGCAUCCAACAGCGAGGUCACCGACAACAGCAGUGAUGACAGUUGUGAUGAUGAUGAGGAGGAGGACGACGAUGACGACGACAUCUCUAAAGCAGAGCCUGACCAGGUCGGGGUGACUCCCUUCCUCACCAGAGUGAUGCCGGCAGGACGACUCCGAGCCAGAAAGAAACGACCAGGAUGCCCUGCUGUGGGGCUGAUCCAGGUGAACGGUAAAUCUUACUCCCAGGCGCGCCUGCUGCUGGGGCAGAUGGGCGCUCUGCAUCCCGCCAACCGACUGGCCGCGUUUGUCACGGGCAGGUUGCGCUCUGUAGCGAAGUCUGCACAGAGUGCUCCUCAAAAGCCGCUCUCCCGCUACCUCAAGGAGAAGAAAACACCCCUGGGUCCCAGGCUCUUGAAGACAUCAGCCACUGCUUGUACUCUACAAGGGAGUGGUGGUAUUGCCACCACGGCCAAAAAGACGGCUGCGACCCAGAAAAUAUUCCAAACCAGUGCAGGGAAGACCAAACUACCUCCAUACAGACCAGCGUGGUCCCUUGGGGUCAAAUCGAAGGGCAAAACCUCCACUAGUCAAACCACAACCACCACAGACCCCAAAGACCCAACCGGCUCCCGCCUCCUUCUGAUUCCCAUGUCCGUCCCCUCUCCUGCCCCUCCCCCGCACGAGGCGCCCCCUGUAGGAAAGAUGCUUCUACAGACAGUCUCCUCCUCCCAGGGUUGUAAGACGUAUCGCCAGCCCAACGGACAGCUGAUUAAACUAGUACCUCUGAAUCAGAUGCGUUCCAUAAAGCCCAAGAAUCAGGAAAACUGCUCUGGUUCUGCCGCCGAGACGUCCACGCCCAACAGGGCACUCCCGCCCCCGCCCCCCCCUCACCCCCUGCCGUCCCCCUCCCCACGCGCCCCUCAUCAAAUUCAUCACGGGCCAGUCGGGUGCAAUCACCCUGUCCCAGACCACCUCAUCCACCUCCCCCGUUUCUCUCACCGUCUCCUCCUCCCCGAAGACGCCCAGCUUCUUGGGGCACACCGGGACCUACUCCUUCAGGAUCUGUCCUCCACCAGUAGGAGACCAGGGCCCCAGGGGUAAGGGUCAGGACCCAGCAGGAGUGG